Molecule: messenger RNA, 2011 nt
Organism: Ziziphus jujuba (common jujube)
Lineage: Eukaryota; Viridiplantae; Streptophyta; Magnoliopsida; Rosales; Rhamnaceae
Exons: 8
Coding region: 103-1596 (497 amino acids)
Source: RefSeq, a predicted model, not a curated record
UAAUCCCAAUAACUUCUUCAUUCUUCUUCUUCUUCUUCUUCUUCUUUGCUUUUCUGCAGAGGACUUUUUCUGUGAAACCCUAACCGAUUUUUUGUCCCGGCCAUGUCACCGUCCGGUGGGCGCUGCGAAUGCUUCUCCGGUGAUAAUGCUGGUGGUGAAGUUAACCACCACGACGGAUUCGCUGGCGGUGAUGUGAACUGUGCGCAUUGUAAGAAAAUCGAUUAUUUGUCUUCGCACUCAUGCAAUUCGGCAUCAAACGGCUACGUUUCGAUGCCGUUGCCUUCAAAGGACUUGGAGAAGCUGCGCAGAAUUGUGACUGCUUCGGCCAAGGGAUUCGUUAUUGGAGCUGGAAUCAAAGGUGGUCUAGCCCUGUUCUCGAUCGUAGCUCGGUUGAAACGGAGAAAGGCAUUAGCCUCUCUAAGAAAAGAGGGCGUGAUUACGAAUAACGAGGCAAUUGUGAUGGCUGUGAAGGAGACAUUGAGAUACGGUCUAUUCCUUGGCACUUUUGCUGGUACAUUUGUUUCCGUGGAUGAGAUUAUAGGUUCUUUGGGAGGUCACCGUAGGACAGCGAAAUGGAGGGCUCUGUUUGCAGGGGCUGUAGCGGGACCUUCGAUGCUUCUUACUGGGCUAAACACUCAGCAUACCAGCUUGGCCAUAUACAUACUUAUGCGUGCUCUUGUAUUAGCAUCUCGCUGUGGCAUCAAAAGCAAACGGUUCGGGCGGAUUUGUAAGCCACUCACAUGGGCUCAUGGUGACAUUUUCCUUAUGUGUCUCUCCUCUUCGCAAAUUCUGUCUGCUUACAUAUUGAAGCAGGAGAGUUUGCCUCCGUCAUAUAAAUCGUUUCUUAAUAAACAUGGUGGAAAGGAUACUGUGAUCUUGCAAGGUGUGAAAGAGAUUGCAACUGGCAUGCGUUUUACUAAUUUGGAAGCAAUAGAGAAAUUUUACAAAGCCAAUGGUGUGAACAUUAAGCUAGAUCCAAACAUGAAAGUUCCCUGUACGAUUGUUCAUGGUGAUCAGUCAUGCAGUGGGCAUUUUCUUUCUUUUCUUAUUCAAGCAUAUAAGAGAGCAUUACCCGUUUAUCUACCAGUGUACCUGAUUCCUGCACUCAUAGUUCAUCGUACAGGCCUCUUGAAAAGGCCUUCCAUGAUACUAGGAAAAGGUCUAUUUGGUACGGCAAGAUCAAGCUUGUUUCUGUCUGUAUAUUGUGCGUCUGCCUGGAUGUGGACAUGCUUGCUGUUCUGGAUUUUCAAGAGAUGUAACAUUCCAAUGGUGGCCAUGGGGACAUUUCCCACUGGCCUUGCCUUGGCCAUUGAGAAGAAAAGCAGACGGAUUGAGAUAUCACUUUACUGCCUUGCUCGUGCCAUUGAGAGCUUUUUCACAUGCAUGACUGACGCAGGGUAUUUUCCACAGUUGAAGAAUUUGAAGAGAGCUGAUGUGGUGAUUUUCAGCUUAUCAACGGCCAUCAUAAUGCACUGCUACGCAGAGGAGAGGGAAGUGUUUCGAUCAAAAUACUUGAAUGUGCUUGAUUGGGUGUUUGGCGUUCCCCCUCCACCCUGUGAAACACCCCGCUGUAAAAAUAGCGAAAAGCACGAGUGAGUAUGUCUAUUGUGCAAGGUGAGAAAUCCUUUUCUUUUCUUUUCAACUUUAUCGGAGCUGUCUUCUCGCAAUAUUACUUGCUAUCAAAGAAAUAGGUUCAAUUUUAUACAUUAUUUGUUGUGGUGAAAAGACACUGAAAUUGAGAGGGUGAAGAGUAUGUUUGGUUAUGUAAAUCCCGUUAAGCUUCAAUAGAUCAAAAGUUUUAGAAUUCUUUCAAAAAAUUUUUGUGUGGAAGGGAUGUGUAACUACUGAAUACUAAUAAAUCGAGCAGUUAUUGGCGUAUUAGAAAAUUAGUGCUGGAAGAUGUACUAGAAAGAUUGUAAAAUCCAAAAUGGGUGGCCCCUUAUGUUCUAUUGUUAUGUCUAUUUUUUCUCGAUUAAUAAUCAGCGAUUACAGUUUUAAACAGAGGUAUCAA